This is a messenger RNA of Anopheles cruzii, 1006 nucleotides long. Its product is annotated as 17-beta-hydroxysteroid dehydrogenase 14-like. The record is from RefSeq and is a predicted model, not a curated record. The transcript is spliced from 2 exons. The coding region runs from base 54 to 827 and encodes 257 amino acids. Lineage: Eukaryota; Metazoa; Arthropoda; Insecta; Diptera; Culicidae. Gene Ontology annotation, molecular function: oxidoreductase activity.
GUUCGGACCGACGCAAAACCUCAUCAAAGCCACGCGGCACCUUCAAUCAGAAGAUGGAUUUCAGUGGAAAAAUCGUUCUCAUCACCGGGGCCAGCUCGGGCAUCGGGGCCGGCACGGCCAAAUAUCUGACCAACCUGGGCGCAACCUGCGUCCUGGCGGCUCGCAACGGAGAAAAGCUGGCCAGCGUUCGGGCGGAAUGUGCUGCGCUCGGCAAAGCCGAACCCCUGACCGUGGUGGCCGAUGUAACGCGAGCGGCCGACAACGAGCGCCUGCUGCGGACUGUCCUGGAAAGGUACGGCCGGCUCGAUGUGCUGGUGAACAACGCCGGCAAGGGGGCCGUCGGGGGCAUCGAGGACGCCGAUCUGGAGCAGUUUGACGAUAUCCUCAACACCAACCUGCGGUCCGUGUUCGCGCUCACCAAGCUGGCCGUUCCGCAUCUCAUCACCAGCCGGGGCAACAUCGUGAACGUAUCGAGCGUGGCCGGCACCAACUCGUUCGCCAACCUGCUGUCGUAUUGCGUUUCGAAAUCGGCCCUGGAUCAGUUUACGCGCUGCACCGCACUCGAUCUCGCCCCGAAAGGUGUCCGGGUGAACUCGGUCAAUCCCGCGGUCAUCGUGACGGAGUUCCACAAAACGCUCGGCCUGGAAGAGGCGGCCUACGCCAAGUACCUGCAGCAGAGCGCGUUGGUGCAUCCGCUGGGCCGGGUUGGCAACGUGGAAGAGGUGGCCGCAUCGAUCGCAUUCCUGGCGUGCGAUAAGACGGCCAGCUUCACCACCGGCACCUGUCUGUGUGUGGACGGGGGCAAGCAUAUCCUUACGCCACGCUGAACACACGGUGCCACGGGGGCCAGUCGCUUAUCGGGGAGCGUGAUUUAUGCAAAGCGGCUGAUAAAUACUUUGCAUAGCGACUUGGCUAACGACUCAAUAAAACCUUCUCGCUCGCCGCCUCGGUUGUGGCCGGUUGUGUUUUGUCGCUCAAAUCGAACGCAUCUUGGCGGCGACCGACA